CACUGCUGUCUCAUCUGUAUAAAUGAUGUUGUAGGUCUGCCUAUGCUAACCCACUGUAUACAAAGCUAUAGGUGACCCAUAAAUGCAUUAACAACACAUUUUGUUCUUGUUUCUUGCUUUAGUAAUGUCUAUAUGCAAGGGAAAGAGAUGUCGGACAUGCUUUGGAAGUUCCAGAGAUAUCAUUUUGUCAUGCUUUAUCAAAACAAACCUAUAUUUCCUCCACCACUAAGUUUAAUUAGCUACAUGACCUCCUUCACCAGCUGGUUAUUUGCACAGAAAAGAAGAUCCAAGCCUCAUGUAACCAAACUUUUUCUAACUAAAGAGGAACAAAAAUCACUUUAUGACUUUGAAGAGCGCUGUGUGGGAAUGUAUUUCACUGACAAAAAGCACUUUGACAACUCAAACAGUGAGGAAAGGAUCCGAGUGACAACAGAAAGGGUUGAGCAUAUGAGUGCUAAGAUGAAAGAUGUUGGCUGUCAUGUGAGCUUAAUUAAACAGUCAUUGCGCUGUUUGGAUAAUCAAAUUGGACACUUGCAAGAUCUUUCUGGUCUUACAUUCGAUGCCCUAAAUACCUUAACAGCUCAGAAAGCACUAGAGUCCAGCAGGAGUCAGAGUAUGGAUUUAAGUAGUUCAAAACAAACCUCUGAUGAGGGACUUGGACAAUCAACCAUUAGGAAAGGAAUAAGAAGUGACCACAUUUGGAGGCGCUCUCUUUCACAUCCUAGUCUUGAAAAAUGUCACAAUUCCCGUGUGACAAAGUCACAAAAGAAAGUCAUCAUGUCUGACACAUCUCCUCAACACAGUGCUUUAUUUCAAAGAGUCGUGUCACCUCUGGAGUUUCAACAUGGUACACUUUGUAACGAUAAGAAUGCUUUUUUUAACAGUCAGAAACGAAGGACACUACAGUACAGAAAAGGAGCGAUAACAGCACAUACCUCAUUACAGUAUCUUGCAAAAAAUAGGAACAUAUCAGAAGUGAAUCUUACAAAGUCUGCUCAGAAUGCUUCUUCCUACAUGGAACCCGGCAACAGUCUGUGUCUAGAUAUUGCAGACACAGACAAAAAAGGUGGAUAUGUUAAUUGUGGGUUUAUCGAUGACAUAGGCCUCAGUAUUGAUAUUUAUGAAAACAGCUGUAAAGACAAUAAACCCCCUCUAAAGCCACUUGCAGAUGGGACAGAUGGCACUACCAAACUUAAGUCACAAGGCCACCAUGAGUCACUUACUGGGAAUUCUACUUGCGAUGCCGAUAGCAUGCAAGAAAUACAUAGAGAUUCAAUGGAGAGACUUGCAGACAAAGCAAACCCUUUGGCUAAGGACAAAAGAUUUGAAGGAGUCGUUGAGAAACUUUUGAAGAAAUCUAAAAACACAGGUGAUUUAGGAAGAGCAGACCACACAGACGAAGAAAAGCAGAUGUCAUUUGAGACAAAUUUUACAGAAGAGGAGGAAUGUCUUGGAGAUGCACAGAGUGUAAAGAGCAAUGAAAAAUUGGAUGAUCUUAGAUCAAGCUAUCACUCUGCUUCAACAAAUCAAUGGCAAUCUGAUGAAACAGCAACAUCUUAUGAAGAAUUACAGCAGUCGGACUCAAGGGCAGCUUUAUUAAAGGAGUCCUAUUACAGCAGAUAUUCUUCAAGUCGCAGUAAAUUGUGA
Messenger RNA from Pelobates fuscus (common spadefoot toad), 1647 nucleotides. RefSeq lists its product as uncharacterized. The transcript has 7 exons. The record is from RefSeq and is a predicted model, not a curated record. Gene Ontology annotation, biological process: protein tetramerization; monoatomic cation homeostasis; calcium ion transport. Gene Ontology annotation, cellular component: plasma membrane. NCBI's taxonomy places the organism in Eukaryota, Metazoa, Chordata, Amphibia, Anura, Pelobatidae. Bases 133 to 1647 code for a protein of 504 amino acids. Gene Ontology annotation, molecular function: calcium channel activity.